CAGCAUUAGAUAAAGAAAUCAAAUUUCUUGAUGGUCAGGGUGGUGAAUGUAAAGAACUAUGGUGUCCUAUCCAAAGAGAAUUGGCUGAAUUGUUUUGCAAUCAUUUCUCUGACAGACAUGAUGAUAUAUUUGUUUUAUGUCCAUCUGAAUUAACUGCCAGUAAAAUUCUACUUGAUCGUGAUAUCGACAAUAACGUUUUUAUCUCCGGCUUCCUUGCUUGGGAUUGUACUGGUUCAUUACCGAUAGAAUGUCUUUUCCAAAAUCCUACAUGGAUCAGGAAUAACAGCGUUGAUAGUUUGAAAUUUUCAGAUGAAAAAAAAAGUGAAAAUCUUCAAUUACAAUAUUUCUUUUGUCGUGAAUUAUACUCACGUGAUCCAGACAUUGAAUUUAUUUGUGGAGAUGAAGUGAGAGCUCGAUUUUUCUCAAUUAUUCUCCGACAUUUCUUACAUCCUUGGUCUAUUUCCGAAUUUAUACAAGAAUUACGCGAAACGAUUGAAGAAGAAAUGGAAAGUGAAUGGACAAAAUAUGAUGAGGAGGAAGGUUAUAUUAGAUAUGAUGUGUCAAAGUACAAUUUAAAUGAAAUUGAAUGCGAAAGAAUAUCAAAUUUUAAGAUUUUUGGUGAGAAUGAAAGGGAAUACGAGAAUAAUCAAGACGAUGG
This is a messenger RNA of Dentiscutata heterogama, 658 nucleotides long. The record is from the annotation of a GenBank genome assembly. NCBI's taxonomy places the organism in Eukaryota, Fungi, Glomeromycota, Glomeromycetes, Diversisporales, Gigasporaceae.